Messenger RNA from Capra hircus (goat), 597 nucleotides. Its product is annotated as multifunctional methyltransferase subunit TRM112-like protein. Gene Ontology annotation, biological process: peptidyl-glutamine methylation; rRNA (guanine-N7)-methylation; tRNA methylation. Gene Ontology annotation, molecular function: protein heterodimerization activity. NCBI's taxonomy places the organism in Eukaryota, Metazoa, Chordata, Mammalia, Artiodactyla, Bovidae. The transcript has a single exon. The coding region runs from base 36 to 413 and encodes 125 amino acids. The record is from RefSeq and is a predicted model, not a curated record.
CCGGCUCCGGCUGUGCGGGAGCGCGCAGCGCAGACAUGAGGCUGCUCACCCACAACUUGCUGAGCUCGCACGUGCGAGGGGUGGGGCCCCGUGGCUUCCCCCUGCGUCUCCAGGCCACGGAAGUCCGUAUCAACCCUGUGGAGUUCAACCCCGACUUCAUAGUGCGUAUGAUACCGAAAGUGGAGUGGGCGGCGCUUCUGGAGGCUGCGGACAACCUGCAUCUCAUCGAGGUGCCUAAAGAGCCGAUUCAGGGAUAUGAGCAUAACGAGGAAUUUCUGAGAAAGAUGCACCACGUGCUGCUGGAGGUGGAGGUCUUGGAGGGCACCCUGCAAUGCCCAGAGUCGGGACGUGUGUUCCCCAUCAGCCGUGGGAUCCCCAAUAUGCUGCUGAGUGAUGAGGAAACUGAGACUUAAACUGUGCCAGGCGCCGGUUUUUCCCUCUGGUUGUGUGAAUCUUUGUUUACACGUUAUCUUGUUUGUUAGUCCUAUCCUAUGUGUCCCUAACCCUUGACCCAGUGACACGCCACACACAGUGUUUCUGAGCUCGAUAGUAUAUAUAUUUUUUUCUCAUUAAAGGUUCAAAACCAAAAAAAAAAAA